Symbiodinium pilosum is the source of this 540-nucleotide messenger RNA. NCBI's taxonomy places the organism in Eukaryota, Dinophyceae, Suessiales, Symbiodiniaceae. The record is from the annotation of a GenBank genome assembly.
AUGCACAGGACAGACUUCAAAAGAGGUGUCCGCUGCCUACAGGAGGCCUCAGAGAAGGGAUUUGCGGUUGCUGACACUGACUUGGGAACCCUGUACGCGGAGGGCCAGUACGGUGUGCCACAAGACUACACCCUGGCCAAUUACCAUCUCCAACGCGGGGCGGAGGGCGGUGACAGCCGAGCUCAUUUUCAGCUGGGCGUCUUCAAGCUGAGGGGGAAGAAUGGUUUCCCACUGGACAAGCGCGCCGCUGCCAGACAUUUCAAAAUUGCCGGCGAGGCAGGAUGUCAACCAGCGCUCAGAAACUUGUCGCGGAUGUUCGCGACGGGCGAUGGAAUUCCUCAAGAUGCCCGAAUGGCGGUGCAGUGCCUAGUGCGGGCUACUGAAAGGAGUGACACGAUGCAGGAGCUCCUGGAGAAGAUGCGGUCUGGCACACUCGACAGGGAGACAGCGGACAAGCUACAGGAACAGAUGGAGAGGCUCAGGCAGAAGCUGGCAUCUGACCCGGACUUCAACCCAGGGGCUGACUUUGCCGGCAUGUAG